Peromyscus eremicus (cactus mouse) is the source of this 2441-nucleotide messenger RNA. RefSeq names its product X-linked Kx blood group antigen, Kell and VPS13A binding protein (gene Xk). The record is from RefSeq and is a predicted model, not a curated record. Gene Ontology annotation, cellular component: membrane. Bases 163 to 1521 code for a protein of 452 amino acids. Lineage: Eukaryota; Metazoa; Chordata; Mammalia; Rodentia; Cricetidae. The transcript is spliced from 3 exons.
GCGCGGCCCAUUUGGCCGGGCCAUCGUGCCCUCGGCGGGCUGCGCUGCUCGCGAGCGGAUCGGGGCCGGGCAUGCUGGGAUCCGCUCUGGGAACCGUCACCGCUGCCACCGCCACCGCCACCGCCGCCGCCGCCACCCGCUGGGCGAGUCUGAGGCGCGGAGAUGAAAUUCCCGGCCUCGGUGUUAGCGUCCCUGUUCCUGUUCGUGGCCGAGACCAUAGCGGCGCUCUACCUGAGCAGCACCUACCGAUCGGACGGGGAUCGCAUGUGGCAGGCGCUGACUUUGCUCUUCUCCCUGAUGCCCUGUGCUCUGGUGCAGUUCACGCUCCUCUUCGUCCACCGCGACCUCAGCCGCGAUCGCCCACUGGUGCUGCUGAUGCACCUGCUGCAGCUCGGGCCCCUGUACAGGUGUUUUGAAGUCUUUUGCCUCUACUGUCAGUCCAACCAGAAUGAAGAGCCUUAUGUGAGCAUCACUAAGAAACGGCAGAUGCCAAAAGAUGGCCUCUCCGAGGAGGUUGAGAAGGAGGUGGGCCAGGCAGAAGGCAAGAUGUUUACCCACCGUUCUGCCUUCAGUCGGGCAUCAGUGAUCCAGGCUUUCCUAGGCUCUGCCCCACAACUGACCCUACAGCUGUAUAUUACCGUCUUACAGCAGAGCAUCACUACUGGAAGAGGCGUCAUCAUGACCUUGUCCCUGUUGUCCAUUGUGUAUGGAGCCUUACGUUGCAACAUCUUAGCCAUCAAAAUCAAGUAUGAUGAGUAUGAGGUCAAAGUCAAACCCCUGGCCUAUAUCUGUAUCUUCCUAUGGAGAAGCUUUGAGAUUGCCACUCGGGUCAUCGUCCUGGUCCUCUUUACCUCUGUCCUGAAGAUCUGGGUGGUGGCAGUCAUACUUGUCAACUUCUUCAGCUUCUUCUUAUACCCUUGGAUCCUUUUCUGGUACAGUGGUUCCCCAUUCCCCGAGAACAUUGAGAAGGCCCUGAGCAGGGUGGGUACCACCAUCGUACUAUGCUUCUUCACGUUACUCUACGCUGGUAUCAACAUGUUCUGCUGGUCAGCUGUACAGCUCAAAAUCGACAGUCCUGACCUCAUCAGCAAAUCUCAGAAUUGGUACAGGCUGCUGAUUUACUAUAUGAUGAGAUUCAUCGAGAACUCUGUCCUCCUGCUCCUGUGGUAUUUUUUCAAAACUGACAUAUACAUGUAUGUGUGUGCGCCUCUGUUGAUUCUGCAGCUGCUGAUUGCGUACUGCACGGGCAUUCUUUUCAUGCUUGUGUUCUAUCAGUUUUUCCACCCUUGCAAAAAGCUCUUCUCUUCCAGUGUUUCUGAGAGCUUUAGGUCAUGUCUCAGGUGUGUCUGCUGGUCCCGGGUGAGAAGAAAAUCCACUGAGAUAGUAGUAAAGGCAGACACGGACUUAAAGUCACGCACGGAUCAAGACCAAGAUCAUAAUCAAGAUGUAACACCUUCUACCAGUAUGUUAAGUCCUGAGCCCACUGAGACAUGGAGUGCUGUUGAUCUGUGCUCUGCUUAAUGGAACCUGGGGCUUCUUACGAGAAAGGGAUAUUGUGUUCUGGGUUAAUAACUAUUCUUCAUACAAGUAAUGAGCCCUGCACAGGGAAUAAGGCAGGAAAUGAGCUGUCAACGCCUUGUGAGCUGCUGCCUUUUCUCGAGCUCUUUGUUUUGAGCCAGCUGUGGAGAGCACUAGGGAAGCAAGCCUACGACCCCACAGUUUGUUUCACAGUUGACUGUGUUAGGUUCUUGCAGAGGCCUUACUGGCCAUUUCAUUGACACAGUACUCCUGAAGUUUCAGUUGAGCUGGUCAUAUUCAUCGGGUAUAAUGAAGAGAAAUGCUUGUUUUCUACACUGUUGUCCCCGUAGCCUGAUGCUUUACUACUACUGAAUAUAGCUUUUAUACAAAGGUCACCGUGAGAGUUGGAAUAGGUUGCUAGGGAUUUUAUAACCUCAUUCUUACCAUAGCGUACAGGGAGAGCGGUUUGAGUUUGUUUUAUCAGUGUGUUCCAUUUUCACCUCAUUAAGACUUUUGGUACAUAACCAGCUGUAGCCACUCUGGCAUGCAAUCUUCAUCGGUUUCAAGGGCCUAGAUGUGGGGACUCUAUUCCCGAGGAGCUGUUGGCACAGUUACUUAGGAAAGCUGAGUUUCAUUCCAUAUGUUGAAGAAAUUAGGGAUCAGGAUGGACUGGAAGAGUUGUUAGAACAUCAAAAUGAUGGGAGUUUAUACAGAUAAAACUGUUAACUUCUCCAAAUGUCUGAAGAUAUGAAUUGGUUAGAAGGUAGGCUCAAUUCUCCUUAUAACUCAGUCCUGUCCUAUAAUUCUGGGAAAUUUCUAGAAGAAUUUGCUAAAAUUAAUAUUUUAAGGAAGAAGAAAAUAAAACUAAUAGUUUUCAUUCCUAUCACCUCCUUCUUCAUCUGCCAGGAAGUUUUGUUUUUGUU